AUGUUCUCUCUCCCUCCCAUACUGUCGUUCUCAUUCGUUUCUUCAAUUUUCUUUUUGCUUUCGUCACCUCUGUCAUCUUUUCUCUAUCUCUCUCUAUUUAUUCCCCCUCUAUCUCUCUAUAUCUCUCUAUUUUUCCCCCUCACCCUUCUACUUUCUUCGCUUCUCCUACUCUCUCAUAUUUUGCUUUGCGUUUUUUUCCCUUUCACUCUCUCUCUAUCUCAUCAAUUGUCUGUUUCUCUCUUUCAUCCUUACUCACCCCAGUUUUGUUUUUGCUCUCCAUCUUCCUCAUGUCCCUCUAUCUAUCUCUAUCACUACCUAUCGAUCUGCCAUUAUGCUUCUUUUCCGAACGUUUUUCUUCCUGACCUGAAAAUUUCUUUUUUUUUUUUCUUUGCCACUUACUCUCUCAUUUUCUUCACUUCGACUUUACUGUAUGGACAUUCGUUCUUGCUUUUCUGUUUUUCCCCGUUCUUUCUUGUCUUUUUUAUAUUUUUUUCCGUUCAUUUUUACUGCUGUUUCUCUUUCCUUCAUUUUUCUUUUACUUUUAUGAGGCCUCCUUUGUGUAAAUCACGCGUCCACAACACGAAAAUGAGCCACAUGCAUUUGGCGGGUCUCUUCUUUGCUUUAAUGUCGUCGUACAUAAAUGAAAGGUGUGCAAUGAGUAUCUGCUUAUGGCAGGGGCUCAGACAGUCAAUCAUAACCACCAGAUUCGCUCAUGAAUGGUUGACCAGUGCCUCAUUUCACGGUGUACUGUUUCCCAACCGUCCGUCUCACUGGGUGCCGUUGUGCAGUCUCACUGAAGCCGGGCGGAAUCGUACUGCUCUAAACGGCGGUAAAUAG
Molecule: messenger RNA, 837 nt
Organism: Acanthosepion pharaonis
Lineage: Eukaryota; Metazoa; Mollusca; Cephalopoda; Sepiida; Sepiidae
Source: the annotation of a GenBank genome assembly